Gordionus sp. m RMFG-2023 is the source of this 2844-nucleotide messenger RNA. RefSeq lists its product as uncharacterized. Gene Ontology annotation, biological process: L-glutamine metabolic process; oxaloacetate metabolic process. The transcript is spliced from 16 exons. The record is from RefSeq and is a predicted model, not a curated record. Bases 12 to 1778 code for a protein of 588 amino acids. NCBI's taxonomy places the organism in Eukaryota, Metazoa, Nematomorpha, Gordioida, Chordodea, Parachordodidae. Gene Ontology annotation, cellular component: mitochondrion. Gene Ontology annotation, molecular function: omega-amidase activity.
CAUUAAAUCAUAUGAUGAAAAUGCUACAAAAGUUAAAAAUUGCUUUGAUACAAUUGAGUGUAUGUGAGGAGAAGACAACAAAUUUAAAUAGAGUUAAAGAUUUUGUACAGGAGGCUGUUAACAAAGGAGCACAAUUAAUUGCCUUGCCAGAAUGCUUUAAUUCUCCAUAUGGGAAUAAAUAUUUUAGGAAGUACGCUGAAUCUAUUCCUGGGGAAACAUCUGAACUAAUGUCUAAAUUAGCCAAACAUCAUAAAAUUCAUUUAGUGGCAGGAUCUAUACCAGAAAAAUAUGAAAAUGAUUAUUAUAAUACUUGUUUAGUAUUUGAUACAGAUGGAAAAUUAUUAACCAAAUUCAGAAAGAUACAUUUAUUUGACAUUGAUAUACCUGGAAAAAUGCAGUUUAAAGAAUCAGAAACUUUAAAACCUGGAUACAAUCUCUCUACAUUUAAUAUAUCAAACAUAAAAUUUGGAUUAGGAAUAUGUUAUGAUCUAAGAUUUCCAGAAUUAGCUUUGCUUUAUAGGAAACAUGGGUGUCACGUGUUAUUAUACCCCGGAGCGUUUAACCUGGUAACGGGCCCUUGCCAUUGGGAAUUAUUGAUAAGAUCGAGGGCUUUAGAUAAUCAGGUAUACUGCGCCGCCAUAUCACCGGCUCGUAGCGCCGAUUCCGAUUAUAAAGCUUACGGGCACACCUUAAUAUCCGAUCCUUGGGGUAAAAUAAUCGGGCAAACCGACGAAAAGGAGGGCAUAGUUUAUUCCGCAAUAGAUAUGGAUUACCUCAAAGAAGUGCGAGAACAAAUUCCAGUUUCAAAGCAAAAAAGAAAUGAUAUAUACAAUGUAACUGGACCACUAUAUAUACACACGCCAUGUGUUUUCAAAUUUAAUUCAUUCAUUCAUUAUAUGUCAGCUAAAAUUUUACGAAAAUUAAAAUUAGCUCUAAUUCAAUUAAAUAUAAGCGAUAAUAAACUCGAUAAUUUUAAAAAGGUUGCUAACUAUGUCAAAGAAGCAGCUAGAAGUGGUUCAGCCUUGAUUAUAUUGCCAGAAUUUUGUUGCAAUCCUUACAGUAAUACCUAUUAUAAAAAUCAUGGUGAAGCUAUACCAGGAAAUUUAUUUUACUUUUUGUCUGAUGUGGCAAAGCAAAAUAAAGUUUUUCUUGUAGCUGGGUCAAUUCCAGAAAAAUACAAUGGAUAUUUUUAUGCCACCUCUUUAGCUUUUAAUCUGAAUGGGCAAUUAUUAGCUCAAUUUAGGAAGAUUCAUUUAUUUGAUGUAAAUAUUCCAAACAAACUCAUCUUUAAUGAGUCUUCUAAGAUCAAAUCAGGAAAUCAAAUUGUCACCUUUAACAUGUAUAACAUAAAAAUUGGCUUAGGAAGAUGCUAUGAUUUAAGAUUUCCAGAAAUGGCAAUUUUAUAUAGGAAAUUGGGGUGUCACUUGUUACUUUACCCAAGUGCUUUUAGCUAUGUAACCGGACCACCUCACUGGGAAUUAUUGCUGCGAGCUCGGGCUUUGGAUAAUCAAGUUUAUUGCGCGGGUGUAUCCUCGGCUGCUGAUAAUAACCCCGCUGGUCACACAACAUUUGGACAUAGCUUGGUCACAGACCCAUGGGGCAAAGUAAUCGCUAAAACUGACGAAAAGGAAAGUAUCUUGUAUUCUGAAAUAGAUAUGGAUUAUUUGGAGGAAGUAAGGCAACAAAUGCCCUUGUCCAAUCAAAAGAGGGGAGAUUUAUAUUCCCUUGAGUAUUAUGAUGUUGCAGAUCCAGAGGCACCAUUUUACUCUAUACCGUAAAGAUUUCAAAAUAUUCCUCCAAUUCAUAUUAUCCAUCAAUGCAAAAUUUACUUAUUUUUUUAAAAAACAAGUUUUAAAGCAUGAUUCCCACAAAUUUGAAUGCAAUUAAUAUAUUAUAAAAGAAAAAAAUAUAUAUAUCCUUACAGUAUUUAUAAAUAUUAAAACCGAUGCAAAUAUGUCAAUAUGAAAUUUAUAGUAUUUACGAAUAAAUUCAAAUUUUUUUUAUAACCAUCAAUGCAAUUUACUUAUAGAAAACUUUAUUUUAACAAAUUCAUUCAUUACCACGCCAGAAAUUGCACGAAGUGCAAUUUCAUCACCCACCAGGAGUUGAAGCGUGCAUCAUGUAUUUUCACUAGUAUAUAGAUCCCAUACAUGAUGUCUACCCGUUUUAUUAUAGUAGACGGUACCACUAUGUAGCCAGUUAGCAAAGUGAAGAAGGAAGAAGUACAAUAAUGGUGAUGUAUUAGUUCCAUUACCGGCAGAAUAGUGUUAAGGAAAAAAAUAAAAAUAAAAUAAUGUCAUAAUAAUAAUAAUGUACCUGCAUCCUUAAGUAGUAUUUAGUGAGGCACCAAAAAAUAAUAACCCUUAUAUCUUGGUAAGUAUUGAGAGUUUAUGUUAAGUUUGCAUGAAGAGUCUCUUCCUUGUUUGUUGUUCGGUGUGCCAAAUAUCGUAUGUUCUAUAGAUCCUGUAUGUGCUGUGCCAAUGAUAUUUGGGUACGUCCGAGUUAUUGCGUUAUUAUUAUAACCAGUGUACCUUCUCAUUGUCCAUUAUACAACUAAUAGUCUCGUAAUUGUUAUCGUUAUCGUGGCCGAUAUCGUUAAAAAAAAUUAUAUUUUAAGUCAUCAAUGCAAAUCAGCUGGAGACGCCAUCUUGGUCACACUAAUUUUUAUUAAAAUUUUAAACGAGAGCCUAAUUUAUUCUUAUAUCUGAUGCAAACUUUAUUAAAGAAUUACCGGAUCAUCGAGAAUAAGGAAGCAAGUUAUCAAUUUAAUAGCAGUUUUUAACAUGAGAAUAAUUAGUAUAUGUGUUACCAAAAUGGCGGGUCCAGCUGAUUUGCUUUUAACGA